AUGGAUAAUUCUAUUUAUGAUCCUAUAUUUGGAUCAUUAAUUUCAAAUGAUUCAACUUCUCGUAAACUUUAUUUUUCUUCAAAAGAAAAUCGUAUGAAUUUUAAAAUUAAUGAAAAUCAAGUUUGGAACUUUGAUUUUUUUAAUUCUUAUAUAGACUUUAAUAAGAUCACUGUGAAGUUACCUGGACUUUUUGAAAUCGGUGUGUUACAAUAUUGGGAUGGUCAACCUUUUCGAUAUGUAUGCAAAGCACGUGACUCUUCCGCGGUCUUCUUUGUUGUGAUAUUUCAAUUAGUUGAAGUAAAAGAUGAAAUAAACGAAAAGAAUUCAAUUCAAAAUAAAGAGAAUUUGAUACCUGAAGGGAUUAAAUCGGAAAAUAAUAUCAUAUCUACACCAAUAUUUCUUAAAGAUCAACAAAAAUAUUCAGGU
Molecule: messenger RNA, 426 nt
Organism: Scutellospora calospora
Lineage: Eukaryota; Fungi; Glomeromycota; Glomeromycetes; Diversisporales; Gigasporaceae
Source: the annotation of a GenBank genome assembly